AAGGAAAAAACAAAAGCUAGAGAAAACAAAAAACGCAUAUAGUACUAGUACUACCAGCAACACAAUCGCUUUAUCUUUUUCCUUCUUUAACUGCUUUUACUUUCAUGGAAGACCAAAUGGGGGAGAAUUGAUACAGAUGGAGGGAGGUAUUAGAUCUUACACCUCUAUGCUUUGCUGACCAGCGGGCAGGUGGCGGUGAAGCUGACCGGGUUGUUUUGUGUGUAAUGGGUAAAGCCAGGCGACAUGCCCGUUGCCCCAACAUGUUGGGGUGGUCUUGAGAUUUGGGGUGGAAAGCCUUUUGGAGAGAGAGGGGGUCUCCAGUCUCAGCCCUUUAUUCUGUUCAAAUUCGAUACUUUGCUGUGACUGAGAAGGGAGAGGCAGGCUUUGUUUGAACAGAGAGAAAGCUUCUCUCUCUACUCUCUCUCUCUUUCUGCUUUCCCUCUCUAUGUCUGCCGCAUUGUCUUGUUCUACCCCCAGAAUCUCAUCUCACUUCCACGCUUUAAAGCUCUCUCUCACUCUCUCUCUCUCUAUAGUCGUUGUGGUGUUGUUGUUCCACUUUCAGAGAGUAUAUACAUGACAUAAGAAGAGGGGAAUAAGAAAACCCAUCAAUUAUUUCGUGUCUUUUCUUAAGCGUUCGAGCUUCUUUGAAUUAGUUGUAAGAGUUUCAGAAACUUCUGAAACAAAGAACGAAGCAUGUUAGUAGCCCACUGCUUUUUAUAGAGACAACCCACAAAUUAGGUGAGAGGAAUCCCAUAUAUAUGGGAGUCUUUUUAUUGAAUUUUUGACAUUAUUGUGGGUUCGUAGCGAAACCCAGAAAUCCUGAAAUAGCAGAAGAGCUGUAUGAAGAAGUACUGAAACAAUGAGAGAUGGGAGCUCGAAGAAAAGCAAGCUCUCAUGGUCAAAAACACUGGUCAGAAAGUGGUUCAAUAUCAAGAGCAAAACUGAGGAAUUUCAGGCAGAUGAGGUUGUGUGCGGAGGGGGUGAUGUAGAAUGGAGGACUAGCUUCUCCGAAAGGGAGCCAUGUACAAUCAAGAAAAGCAAGACAGAGAAAAUAAGCAAGAGUGCAGAGCGGGUCCGGCAGAGCAGAAUAGAUCUUGACCAUCCUCGAGUUAUAGAUGUGCAGAAUUAUAGCAUCUUUGUUACCACCUGGAAUGUGGGCGGAAAAUCUCCACCUAGUAAUUUGAAUCUGGAUGAUUGGCUCCAUGCCUCACCUCCUGCCGACAUUUAUGUUCUUGGAUUUCAGGAAAUAGUUCCUUUGAAUGCGGGUAAUGUUCUUGGAGCAGAAGAUAAUGGCCCAGCAAGAAAAUGGCUCUCUCUGAUUCGGAAUACUCUAAAUAAUCUUCCUGGAACCAGUGGAAGUGGUGGGUGCUAUACACCAUCACCCAUCCCAGAGCCCAUUGUAGAACUGGAUGCAGAUUUUGAGGGAUCAGCUAGGCAGAAGGCCUCAUCUUUCUUCCAUCGCAGAUCCUUCCAGACAACCCGCAGCUGGAGAAUGGACAAUGACCCUUCAAUGACUCAACCCCGACUUGAUCGGCGAUUCAGUGUUUGUGAUCGUGUAAUCUUUGGUCAUAGACCAAGUGACUUUGACCCUAAUUUCAGAUGGGGUCACAGGCCUAGUGACUAUUCCAGAUGGGGUUCUUCUGAUGAUGACAAUGGUCCUGGGGAUUCACCAAGCACUGUAUUAUUCUCACCAAUCUCUUGUGGAGGUUCUGCACCUGUGGAAGAAGGAUAUAGAAUGCCUGGGAAUUCAAGAUACUGCUUAGUUGCGAGUAAGCAAAUGGUUGGCAUAUUUCUUACAGUGUGGGUGAGAAGUGAGCUGAGGGAUUAUGUUCGAAACAUGAAAGUCUCUUGUGUUGGCAGGGGAUUAAUGGGUUACCUUGGAAAUAAGGGAUCCAUCUCGAUCAGCAUGUCUUUGCACCAAACAAGUUUUUGCUUCGUCUGUAGCCACUUAACCUCAGGACAGAAGGAAGGCGAUGAGCUAAGAAGGAACUCUGAUGUCAUGGAAAUCCUCAGGAAGACAAGGUUUCCACGAGUUAAUGAUACGGGUGAUGAGAAAUCUCCAGAAACAAUUCUUGAGCAUGAUCGAAUUAUUUGGCUUGGGGAUUUGAAUUAUCGUAUUGCUCUCUCCUAUCGAUCUGCCAAGGCACUUGUGGAGAUGCAAAACUGGAGGGCUUUGUUAGAGAAUGACCAGCUAAGGAUAGAACAGAGACGAGGUCGUGUUUUUGAGGGAUGGAAUGAAGGGAAGAUAUAUUUCCCACCAACAUACAAGUAUUCAAAUAACUCAGACAGAUAUUCAGGGGAUGAUAUGCACCCCAAGGAGAAACGACGGACACCCGCAUGGUGCGAUCGUAUUUUGUGGUAUGGGGGUGGUCUCCAUCAAUUGUCUUACGUCCGUGGGGAAUCUAGAUUCUCAGAUCAUAGACCGGUUUAUAGCAUAUUUUGGGCUGAGGUUGAGUCAAUAAAUAGCCGAUUGAAGAAAAGCACGAGUUAUUCUAGUUCAAGGAUUGAUGUAGAGGACUUCUUGCCAUACUCUCAUGGAUACACUGAACUAAGCUUUUUCUGAAGGAUGGAGGGAAUUGUUAAAAACCACAAUCAAGAGAGCUACAUCUAUGAUUAAAUGAUUUGGAUGCAACUACUUAGUUGCAAAUAAUUUCAUUUUUCCCACAUUUGAGUGGUUAACAAGGGCUAAUCCUGUUUAAGAAUUUCAAUGUCUUUCUGCACAUCAAGUAUGGUCUGUCCCCCACAAUCAAUCAGGUGACCAACCCCACUGAGCUUUGCUUCUUCUUCUUGUUCUUCUUUUUCUUCCUCUUUUAUCAACUGGGUGGUUGGGAGUAAAUAAAUGGCUUAUUACAUCAGGGCCUUUGUUAUGGUAGUUCUCAGACUUAAUCUUGUGGGUCCAGUCCAUUGAUGUGAAUCUGGAGGAGAUACCUAUAAUUUAUUUCACAAGGAACCAAAUGAUUCAGAGGCACAUGGGUUAUUCGAAUCGUUGCAGGCGGGAAUUGCUUUGGAGAAAUUUGUCUUUGAAGGAUGAUGGAGACAUUCCGUUGCCCACUAACCGAUAAAGGUGUAAAUUUUGUAAUAUGGUUGACCAACUAAUUUCACACAACUCCAACUUGCUGUACCUUUGCUCACCCAUUCUUUGUUAGUGAAUAAUAUACCAGUAUGAAGCAUAAUUCAGUAGUUACCUGAUUGACUAACACCCACUUUCAUGGCAUCUCAAAGUUCCCACUAGCAUUUGCUUUCCUGCAUGAUGAUCAGGAUGGACUCACUCAAUCAGAAACUGCCAAGUGGGUAAAUGAAGAUUAUUUUAUUCAUGAUUCUUUAUUUGUUGAGGGGAUUUUGAUGACUGAAAGAAGAUGGAAGAUGGUCAAAACAAUCAUUUGGGUACUUCCCUUUUGUUUUAAUGAAAAAAAAAAAAAAAGAUGUAAAGAUCUGAUGGAUAGUCAUGACUGAAGUGAUACAAAGGAUAUAAAAUUGUAGUUUAGGAUAGA
Messenger RNA from Vitis vinifera (wine grape), 3491 nucleotides. RefSeq names its product type IV inositol polyphosphate 5-phosphatase 7. The coding region runs from base 860 to 2563 and encodes 567 amino acids. Gene Ontology annotation, molecular function: phosphatidylinositol-3,4,5-trisphosphate 5-phosphatase activity; phosphatidylinositol-4,5-bisphosphate 5-phosphatase activity; inositol-polyphosphate 5-phosphatase activity. The transcript is spliced from 14 exons. The record is from RefSeq and is a predicted model, not a curated record. Lineage: Eukaryota; Viridiplantae; Streptophyta; Magnoliopsida; Vitales; Vitaceae. Gene Ontology annotation, biological process: phosphatidylinositol dephosphorylation.